GGAUAAGUGGCUGAGUUUCUGAGGACAACCAGCUCUGAACUCGCAGUUUCGCCGUUUAAAGUCCGCGCAUCACCCUAUCUGCAAUAUUAUGUCAUCAUAAGGCAGUAUUCAGAUUCCUUCGCAGGGUAGCUCGACUGAGGUAUCAUUUUAGCAUUUAUAAUAAGCGGUCCGACAACGAACGACGUUUAUUUAAUAUAAGGUUUUUCUAAAUGCACAGUAUAACAUGUAUUUAACAGCAUCACGAAUGCAGUAGGCUAUGCUGUAGUCCGGGUACCGCUUCUAGUCACUUCCUUGUCCUGCGGAGAGCAGAAAGCAGUGACGUCGGCGGACCGGUCUGCAAGGUGGCUCUAAAAGACCGCAGAGAGGAACCCGAGGAGAACCCGGAGAAACGACCCACGCCGGCGUGCGCACACAGACCAGACACUUCAUCUGUUCGGCUCGACGUGUCACGCGCGCUGAAUCCUAAAAAAUGUUUUGCUGUGGACCACGACGAUAGGCUGGCGGUUACCAAGCGACGCUAGACCGGGAGAACAGCCGUUCCCAGCUGCCCCACGGUCUAUGUGUCCGUGUCCGUGUGCGGUGCACCGGUGACCAUGUCCUUGGUGAAGAAGAGUGAAGAGGAUCAGCGAUGGCUGCCAACGCACGUGCAGGUAACUGUGCUACGGGCCCGAGGGCUGCGCGCGAAGGGAAAACACGGUACCAGCGACGUUUACACCAUCAUCCAGCUGGGCAAAGAGAAAUAUUCCACGUGCUUAAUGGAGAAGACCACGGACCCGGAAUGGGGCGAGGAAUGCGCGUUCGAGCUGCAGCCGGGGAUCCUGGAGGAGGGAGGGCGAGACGCGUACCCACCCGGUAGUGGCGACCUGACUCUCACCGUGAUGCACAGAGCUCUCAUAGGACUGGAUGUGUUUCUGGGCCAGGCUGUUAUACCUCUGGACGAAGCCUUUCACCAGCGGAAAAGCAUGAAAAAUGAGUGGCACCGGCUGCAUUCUAAAACUGGUAAAAAGGAGAAAGAACGAGGGGAGCUUCAGCUGACCGUACAGUUCACUCGGCACAACCUGACGGCCAGCAUGUACGACCUUUCCAUGAAGGACAAACCUCGUUCUGCUUUUGACAAGCUCAGAGAACGCAUGAGAGCUAAGAAGAGCCGUGAUGAAGAAGAGUCCUCUUCUGCUAUCGUCCCUGGAGGAUACGGAGCACUGGCACGCAUGCGGGGGCGGCUGCCGAGCGAUGGGGGCGGUGAGGAAGAGUACGAGGAUGAUGAAGGCGGGGAGGUCCGCAGGAGUAAGAUGAGAAGUUUUUUUCUGCGUGGGAAGUUGAGGAAGUCUUCAGACACGCGUUCAAGCACGUCACUGGGCUCCGAGAGCAGCGAGUCUUCAUCGCGGGGCGGCAGCCUCAGCCCGACGGCAGGUAUCAGCGUGGUGGUCUCAGAUCUGUCCAACUCUCCGAGUAACAGCAGCAAUCUGACUGCAGACAACAGUCCUGAGCACACAGUGGCUCCCUCACCACAGGUUUCUCCUGUCAGACAUGUGAUGUACGACAUCAGCUUACCAGUGCCUCAUUCUCUGGCAUCAGAGUACGACACCACUAUUCUGCUUCCUUCGGUGUGUGUGAAUGGGAAUCCGGUGGAAACAUCUCCUCUCACUCACCACCCACCAUCACUCGUAUUACAGCAACCUCAGCCAGAGACAGCCAAACCAAUAACUCAAAAGUCAGGUCAACCACAGGCAGCCACGCUUCCAGCUAAGCCUCAGAAAACCGAUGCAACUCAACCGAAAUCCCAAGAGACACAGCCAACCAAGUCCAAGCCAAGGCCCGAGCCCCUGCUUCCAGCCCUCGGGGUGCUUCAGAAGGGCUCCUCUCUCUCCCUCUCCCUGCAGAACCUCUCUCGCCGUGGGGAAGACAAGCAGAGCGGCGGCCCUGUGGAUGGCCGUCGCUGGUCCUUUGAUAAACCUGGAGAGGAAGAAAAAGCCGCCAUUGUAGCAGCAUUAGAGCAAGCUGGAAGAGUUACAGAUGAGGUGGAGAUGGAAACAGUGAUACCUGCUGGAGAGACACAGAGCAAGAAAAGGAAAGGCCUGUUCUCACAUGGGAAAGGACCAAUUGCAAGCAAAGGGGAAGGAGAACAAGCUCAACCACAUGUAGAAGUCAAACAUAAAGGAUGGUUCAGCUCCAAGGACUCACACAGUAAACCCAGCUCAACCCACUCACAGUGUGGCAGUACUGCCACCCUAGAUUUGCUAAGGACUGGAAACGAAAAAGGACCUUCCCAAAAGGAUAUCCCAUUUGAUCCUUUAAAUACUCAUUUCAAGAGGCUGACAGAAAACGAUGACUUUGAACAUUUAGCUAAGGACAGAUUGAAGUCAGAGGAGGUGAAUGAAACAACAAAUUUGGUUAAACCCCCUGCUCUCCUUCUAAAAACAAAUAAUCAAGAGCUCUCAGGUGCUUUGGGUGGCUUAAUGGUGUCGGAUACAAAUUACCCAAUUGAUUUUGGACAAACUGCUUCAGCAAGUACUGUAGAGACAUCUAAGGAAACUGCUGCUAACACACCUCAAGUUUCAGGAAGAGAUUUUAAUUAUAUUUGCUCUAGUUCUAACCAGCCUGGCCUCACUGCUUAUGGGGCGCUUGGCAUCCUAGAAUUUGAUCUUGAUUCAUCCGAAAACUCCUUACCUGAAAAUUCCAGUUUAGAGUUUUCUGAACUGAAUACACUUGCAUGCCCUUAUCCUGCACUGUCACCCCGCUUCAAUAACGAAGACAGUGCUGAUGACACAACUCUUGAAGGCCACUCAAAGAACAAACAAAAUGCCAAAUCCGAUGUCACACAGCCAACAGUAUCAGAAGCAGACACUGUUGACCUUCCUCCUAGUAUCUCCUUUGAAAUUUCAAAGAGGGUGUCUGUGAGUCCUGAAACAUCAGAGUGGCCAGAAAUGGUAGAGUUAGCUAAAGAUUUUGAGUAUGUGACCGUCCAUGGGGAUCCUAUGCAACUCUGUAGAGACACCGUGGAAACAUCAACUUUGCCAUUUGAUUCCUUGGGUGGAGAUCAAGACCACCAGUCUAUUGAGCACCAUCUUUCUCCACAGGCCUACAUCAUUCAAAGUACUAUAAUACAUUCCAAUGAAGAAUUUUGGAGAUCAGAUGCCUCACUCAUUCAAAAUGUGGUGGUAAGUGGAAAGUCCCUAGUUGAAGCCACUGAGUCUUCAGUAUUCCAUGUUCAUUCAGAGCAGAGUUCCCUAGUAUCAAUUGCUCUGCCAGUGAAGAACGGAGGGAAAAGGGAUGCAGUUAUGGAGGCCAUGCUUCAAAACGAAUCAGGAAAUUAUCUCUUAGAGGUUGUCAGUAGUAAAGAUGUCUGUCCUGAAAUUGGAGACUUUGUUCCUGAGAACCUAAUUGACGGUCCUCCUUUUUCAGUAUUCUUAAAAUCCAUGUCUAAAGACAUGCGGGAAGACAAACAGAAAGUCAGUGAAUUGUCAACCAGUCUAUUUACAAAAGAUUACAUGGUAAGUCAACUUAGCACCAUAAGUGGAGAGGAAGAAAUAGCACAUUGUAAUAGACCGGCAGUUCUUGUAGAUCUCCAUCCCACCACUGGAAUUAUAACAGGGACAGGGGUGGAUACAUCAGAUCCAAACUCACCUGAUAGAGUGCUUCUUUACAGCCUGUACAAGAGUGCAGACUCAGAACAGUAUCUUACUUGUGUAUCUCAACAGGAUUUCCAAGUGUCCCCUAGUUUAGAGCUCACACAGGAAGUGAAACCAAGACAUUAUCUGUCUGAGGAAGACACUUCAGAAUUUGAAUCCUUGCCAAACCAUAUUCCUAAUGUUGUGUCACAAGAUGACACAUCUGUAAAAGGUUUACCAGAAAUGGGUUGUAGGCAAGAUCAGGUCAUAGCACAGAAGAUUAUUUCUUCUCCAGAAGCCUUGGCAAAACAACAAUCUCCUCUGGAUGUUCUACCAAAUAAUUGCCUAUUGGACCUCCUUCCAGAAACUCACACCUUUACACCAAAGCCAGCCUCUUUACACAAUACUUCAUCUGAGAACAUGAUUAAGUCAGAUUUUGAUGAAGCAAUACUACAGUGCAACCCUUCAGGGGAAAUUGUUGAGAAAUGUGACUUUCCCACAGAUAUGUCGCCAAUUGUUACCUCAGAAAUUAUAGCAGAACUUGAGGCUCCGCUGUUAGAUACAAACACAUGUCUGGUACAUGAGUGUAAAACCUGCCCACAUGAUGGAUCCAUUGAUUUAGAAUGUUUUGGGAAUGUAUCAGAGGACAACUUGCAUUUAGUCCAGUUGACCAAUUCUAAUUGCUCAUCAGGACAAACCUCCAGUAUCACUCAGGACUUUGUCAUAACUUAUUCUGACCUGAAAAAAAUCUUUCUACCCCAGCCAACUGAAACGCACCUUCUUCGUACUAGCAAAGGUUCUGUUGCAAACCCCGAAUCUGCAGAAACCCACAAUGAACUGGAACCAAAUCCUAAACCAGCAGAGAUUCUAGAUUUUAAUACUGAUGUGUGGACAACUCCAGAUGUUCAACAUUCUGUGACACUGGUCUCAUUUCCAGUGCACUGGCCCCCUUUACCCCAGCCAUCAGUCCCUUUUCCCUUCGACCAGUCAACAAUGGUUUCAAGGCAUGAUCAUAAUCUUAACUUUACAACAUCUUUGUUCGACCUUUCACCUGUAGCUUCUUCAACACCAGAUGUAGCAGUAGACACUAAUGUGCUGCCCCAGCUAUUCCCCUUCCCCACAAUUCCCCCUACCUCAAUGGAGUCAUUGCCAUGUCCAGAAUCUGCUGCUCCUUUUCCUGCUGUGCAGCCUGUGAAUUCUACAGCAUACAAUCUUUUUCUCCAGGAUAGAACACAGACAUCUGGUCAUCAGAGCAGUCCACACCCAGUGAAGCCAUUGACACCUCCUGAUGAGAAAAGAUCAGAGGGUCGCUCCGUACUUGAGAAGCUUAAAUCCACCAUCCACUCAGGACGAACAGGCCAGGAUGCUGACAAGAAGCCACUAGUGGAAGGAGGAGGCUCGUACUAUCACCUGAACCACAGCGAGCUGGUGAGUUUGCUGAUCCAGCGGGAUACUGAGCUCAGGCAGGAGCGGGAGGAGUACGAGAAGCGAGGGGCACUGCUGGAGAAGCGCGAGACCGAGCUAAAGAAGAUGAAGGUUCUGAUCAGAGAUCUAGAGGAUUACAUCGACACGCUUCUUGUACGCAUCAUGGAGCAGACCCCAACUCUGCUGCAGGUUCGCUCCAAGAUGAAAUGAUACAACAAACGACUCCACUAUCCCUCCACUUAUCCUGGAUGGAUGUCACAACCCUGCACCGCUACAGCAACCAUAUAAAUGUAGAGAGCUAUCUGGCGCUAGGUGAUGGGUCUGGAGGAGAGGGUAUAGAUUUGGUGUUUUUAACUGUGUCCAAAAAUACCUGAGUCUCUACUGGGGUACGUAUGCAUUGCAGGUUUGCAUUGAUAGUUAAAGGUCGGCACUCUGCUGCUAAACUUUAAAGCUGGUAAGCUCCAUUUUGACAUAUGUCAGCUGAUAUUCAUUCACUAGACAUGUCUCUAAGAAACAUGCCAGUCCAGCUAUGUACCAAAACCACCUGUCAAUCGAAAGGACGGCAUGACUGUGACAUCCCAGUCUUCUAGUGCUAGUGUGAAUGGUUUUUAAUGCACGAAGAAAAACAUUGAUUUAUCUUUUGUUUGUUCUAUUAUGUUUUAACAUGUAAUGCUCAGCUGCUGGAACAGAGAACAAAAGAAUGAUUUUGAGAUCACUUGAAAGUAUACAAGAGAGAGAAAGCUUUAGUCGUAGAAAACAGGAAAGUGAUAAAAAUCAGGCAGUUUCAAAUCAGCUUGUGCCUCCCUACAUGUCUUCCGCACUUUACUUAAGAGCUUAAGGGUAGAGGCUCACACCAACUGACCUUCUAGCUUCGGUUUGUAGGUCAGUGUCCUUCUUCUCCCUUCCUUUGCUUGAGCCAAUGCACAUACAUCGCUGCCAGUGCUUUCAGGUGUAAUGAAUAGGAUCUAUACUGUGUUCAUUGCAUAUAUGCCACUCUGACAAAAUGCCAGAUGCUGCCUUAUCAUACAGUAUUUUCUCCAUUCUGUUCUCGCUGGACUCACCACUUUUUAUUAGAUUAUAUUACAAAAGUUAUGGCGGAGGAGUGUUUCAAGUUCAACUUUCCCAAGACUGUUAGGCAUCGAAAUGAACAAAUGGAUGUGAACAGAGAACAAGAGCCAUGGAAACAGCAAAUGCCAGAAAUGAUUUGCUCUAAAUUCACGUUACAGUGUUCUCAAUACCACAACAGCUCUGUUAAUGUUACUGUAAUGUACUUCUGGUGUUUCUAAGAUGUCGCCACUAUCAGUGUUGCCACUGUCUGUGUACACUGUCGCACUAUAUGUAGAUGUGUAAUAGAGGCGUAGGCCGCAGCACUUUUAAACCUCGCACGAGGCAUUUACAACAGUUCUUUCUCAACAGCUUAGGAAGUGCACGUAGUCAAACACAAAUGUUCACCGCACAGACUAAUCAUCUUUUAAACACAGGAUAUUCAUGUUGUUUCACUGCUAGUCCCUGCUAGAAAGUUCAAUAUCUAUCAAUAAUAUUUCUGAGAAGAAGCACUUAAGGACGUGUGUGCACUGAAGGUUUGUCUGUUAGACAUUUGUUGGUGGAUUAAUGAAUGUUCUUUUUUUUUUUUUUAAGGCUUAACGUAAAAGUUUACAGUUUUUCAAGAAUGUUACAUUUUAAUCAUGCAAAUAUCUAUUUAUGUUUUUUAUUAUAUUUUGCUUUGUGGCCAGGUCUUUUCUCACCUUUUCAUUUGGGUGGUCUAAAGGUCUGUACAGUCCUUUAAAUGCUGUUUGUGUUCAUUGUGAUUUCUAAAGGUCAGUAGUAAUAGAAAGCAAUAGAUGUGAAGGCCAGGCUUUUGCUGAAUUUAAGAGAUUCAUACUUUUCUAGGUCUAAACAGAUGGAAUGUACUAUGAAAUGUUUGCUUAGGAUGCCAGUGUGUUAAACAGCAGUGUAUAUAAAUAUUAACCAACAGACACACAGCUUGCAGUCUAGUAAGAAGGUGUGUUCAAGUGCCCUUGGCUGAAUGUUCUCAUGAAAUGUCAUGAGAUGUGUGUGCAGAAGAAGAUUUGUAUGCUUUUAAUGGUGAAGAUGAUAAUCAAAGCUACAUUUGUGUGUAGUACAAACUCUGGAACUUGCAAAUAAAAACUUGUGUUUACUAUA
Molecule: messenger RNA, 7196 nt
Organism: Carassius gibelio (silver crucian carp)
Lineage: Eukaryota; Metazoa; Chordata; Actinopteri; Cypriniformes; Cyprinidae
Product: rab11 family-interacting protein 5
Exons: 6
Coding region: 594-5243 (1549 amino acids)
Biological process (GO): regulated exocytosis
Cellular component (GO): secretory granule; phagocytic vesicle; recycling endosome
Molecular function (GO): small GTPase binding
Source: RefSeq, a predicted model, not a curated record